Messenger RNA from Lycium ferocissimum, 1152 nucleotides. RefSeq lists its product as uncharacterized. NCBI's taxonomy places the organism in Eukaryota, Viridiplantae, Streptophyta, Magnoliopsida, Solanales, Solanaceae. The transcript has 4 exons. The record is from RefSeq and is a predicted model, not a curated record. The coding region runs from base 370 to 1026 and encodes 218 amino acids.
GCAGCUUCCUAUAUUUGACGGAUACCUUUGAAAAUUUCAAAUCAUCUUCCUUAAUUAUUCUCUCAGUCAAAUCAUCAAACACUUAGCCUUCAAUCCACAAAUUCUCUUCUUUUAAGCCCUUUUCCCACCAUUUUUCUUCACCAAAAAUCAUAAUCUCCAUUUAUAGAAGAAAAACAGAGAUGGGUUUUUCAAAAAGAACCUUGUGCGUGUAAAUUUCAAGUCACUUUACCCAAUUUUUCUCUCAGGCAAUUCAUCAAACACUUUUUCUGUAAUCCACAAAUUCUCCUCUUUUAAACCCUUUUUCCACCAUUUCUCAGCACCAAAAACUUAACAAAAAUCAAUUUCUCCAUUUAUAGAAGAAAAAUAGAAAUGGGGUUUUUGAAAGAAGAUAAAAAAACCAGAGUUUUGAGAUGGGUCAAAACUAUUUUUUUCUUGAUUUCUAUGUUGAUUUCACUUUUACUUUUUUCUGCCCCAAUUCUUCUUGUUAUUGCAGAUACACUUCUUCCUUCACUAUUAUUAUCUGCUUCUAUUUCACCAUCUUAUCUAUCUGUUCAAACUUUUACUUCUCAUCUGAGUAAUUAUGAUUUUCGGUAUUCACUCAUUGAUAUUCCUCUCAUCUCCAUCAUUAGGUCCGUCAUCAUUUUAUGUGUUUAUAGCUUAUGUGAUGGACCAAGGCUAUCAAGAGGACCAUAUUUGGGAAUUGCCACAAUUUGUUCAGUGUCAUCUUUGGUGUUUGUAUCUUUGAAGGCUUCAUAUGUGUUUGCACACAGUUCGAGUUUGGAUCGAGGAGGAUACGUUCGAGCUAUGGAGAUGGCGUUAUUCGUAUGCUCGUUAGCGCUAGCCGUUGCACAUGUAGUUGUGGCGUAUCGAAUUAGCUGCAGGGAAAGAAGAAAGCUUCUUGUUUACAAAAUUGAUAUUGAAGCUGUCUCAGCAUUCAAGACCGGAUCAUUUUAUAGAUAUCUUAAAGUUACUCCCAGCAGAAAGAGUGAAGUUAAACUCAAAUCUACAGAGUCCAUAUGCACAUGAAAUUGUUCUUCUGGUUUCUUUCGACCAAAUCCAGUUUCCACAGGGCAGGUUUCAGGUAUAUCCAAAGGAGAUAUCUGAAGCCUGAUUGGUCAAGAGAAAUAGUCUAUAUAUAUAUAUAUAUAUAUA